Messenger RNA from Notechis scutatus (mainland tiger snake), 2874 nucleotides. It is a transcript of the gene CNPY1, whose product is annotated as canopy FGF signaling regulator 1. Gene Ontology annotation, cellular component: endoplasmic reticulum. NCBI's taxonomy places the organism in Eukaryota, Metazoa, Chordata, Lepidosauria, Squamata, Elapidae. The record is from RefSeq and is a predicted model, not a curated record.
ACAUAGACCUGAGGAGAUCCUGAUGCUGGAGGAGAGAGAUAAAAUUGCCUUCUCUGGAGGAAGAUCAGAUUUUAAAACAUUGUCCUGGCUGAAACUUAGAGCCGUGAGCUUGCUUAAGCAGAGGCUGAAAUCUUUGCCAAAUUAAGGCUUCAGGCAUGGCUGCAUCCCCUCAGGCCUUGUUUUCCUUGCUGCUUCUGGGCCUGUUCAGCAAUACUGGAAGAGCACAGAGAAAUCCCGAGGUAUUCUGUGGAGCAUGUAAGGCUCUUGCUGAUGAGUUGGAGUAUGAGAUCAAGAAAAUUGGACCAAGAAGGACUGUAAAUUCGGGGACAUUUCGAAUCAACCCUGAUGGCACACGAGGGAAAAAAAAGAUUCCUUUUGCAAAGUCAGAGACCUUCUUAACAGACAUUUUGGAAAAUAUAUGCGAUCGGAUGAAUGAUUACAAACUUGAGGAUGAUCCUGUAACUAAGAAAAAGAUAUUCAAGAGAUAUGCUCCAAGGAAGGAUGAGGAAAUAUAUCCAAUAUAUAAACAAUAUUUCUUUUAUUCUGAUGCUUAUAAACCCUUGAAAUAUGCGUGUGAAACUAUCAUAGAACAGUAUGAAGAUGAAAUACUCUCAGUUAUCACUCGGCAGUCACACUCUCUUGCUGACAAGCUGUGCAUUGAAAAAUCAGGUCUUUGUCAAGAAGAUGAGAUGCAUAGUGAACUCUAAAAGGCAACAAACUUAUUAUUAUUGUUGUUAUUAUUAUUAUCAGCAUCUGGAUGAAGAAUAUAAACUAAAAUAAUUCUAUUCUUUACCUUCCAUUAAUCUUCAUAACAAACCUUCAUAUAGACUGCUAAAUUAACAUGCCUGUUUGUCUUGUCUAUUUCGGAUAUUGGACUAUUUCGGAUAUUCGGAUAUUAGUGGGGAAAAGUCUGCAGCUUAUGAAGCUGCUGUGUCAGUUGUACUCAAAACCCUGCACUUUUCAUAGAAGAAACUGUUAAUUAUGAGUAAAAUUGCCGUUUCAAAUCUAUGUGAGUUGUACUUUUCCAAAACCUGCUGAUUUAUUUUCUGUAGCUUUAGAUCAAUGCUAGGGCAGUUUUCUAAGCCAGAAUGGGACAAUUCACUGAAGCCAACUCUUUACGGCCAAUUCACCAUGGCCAACUCACCACAGAUAACUCACUGCGAGACAACUUGGCAUGGCCAACUCACCACAGGGCAAUUUGCUGUGGGACAAUUCAACAAUUCAAUUUAAUUAGUUAAAAUGGUUGUUUGGGGAAAAAAUAAUUUUUAUUAUUCACAUUUCAUUUUGUCCCUCCUUUGGUAUCUUUUCUUUUAUGAUUCUAUUGCUUUUUCCAUUUUAGUGUAACACUUGUCCCACGGUGAGCUGUUCAUGGCAAGUUGUUAUAGAAAAAUUGAUGUGCCUUAUAUAAAAUUGUUUUACUUAGGAGCAAAGGGUCCUCAUCAGGUUUUAUUACAUCCUGGAUUUGAGAAGAGAAUGGGCAAUGAAAAUGGAGUAAUUGGCCUGAUUGGCUGAUCUAACUGGACAAUUCAACCAGUUCAUAUGGUAUCUUCUUAUGCCUUAUGAUUUUUUUUUUAAAAUCAUUUUGUAAGUAGGUAGCUUAGAUGACUCUAGCGCCAAUAAACCGUGUCUGAUAGUUUGAUUGGAAGGUAUUACUAACUCAGGAAUAUAAUUGUUUAUUGUUUCUUACAUUGUAUAAUAAAGUUUUCCUCAUUUCAGUGAUUGUGGCUUUCAAUUCCUUUUCCCACUUUGCAGUAAUUUCUUACUAAUGCAUGAGUAUGUUUAACAUUUCAUACAUACACUCAGCUAUACUAUUUCCCUUGGAAAAUAUAUUUGAGUGAUUUCCAUUGUAUAUCGCAGUCUUCUUGAGUUACCAUGAAAACUUCCACACAGUUAUGAAAAAAACAUAUUUAUUUAACAUCACAAUAUGAACUUUCAAUCUGUAUUUUGAAAGAGGCAAAGCCAUAGAGUCAACUUUCCAUGGCAGCUGUUACACAUUUUUAUAUUUACAAAAUUUAGGCUGGCAGUGAGAUUCUGAGGAACCUAGUGGACUUGUUUUGACGGUUAAAAUGUUAAAAGUAAGGACAUAUAUACAGGUAGUUCUCGACUUACAGACCACAACUUAGCCCAAAAUUUCCAUUGCUAAAUGAGACAGUUUUUUAAGUGAGUUUUAUCCCAUUUUACAACCUGCCAUAAUUGCUCAAUGAAUUGCUGCAGUUGUUAAGUUAGUAAUAUGAUUGUUAACUGAAUCUGGCUUCUUCAUUGAUUUUGCUUGUCAAAGCUUGCAAAAGGGAAUCAACAUGAUCCUAUAACCAUCAUAAAUACAUGACAGAAGUCAAGCAUCCAAAUUGAGAUCCCAUGACCACAGGGAUGCUGCAAAGAUUGUAAGUGUGAAAAAUGGCCCUACAGUAAGUCACUUUUCAAUGCCAUUGUAACUUCAGACAUUAAGCAAAUGAUCGUAAGUCACAGACUACCUGCAUUAUGUCCAAGAACAAAUUCUUUUAACAUUACCUUGACUUAUUCACAUGAAGAAUGAUAAACUGUCCCCCUAUAGAAACCCCACCCCCAUUGAUAGUUUAAAACUAGUAUGUUUAAAGUCUGGAUGAUAUUUUUGCUGUCUUAAAAAAUAUACAUGGACUUGAAACUCAGUUCCACCAACUUCAUCUUAAUGUGGUAGCGCACAUUUACAGCAAUGAGUUCUAAUUCUUAUGGCUUUAAUAUCUAAAUAUGAUAUAUUAAAUUAGUGGGAUAUACUUCUGAAUAUGAAAAGUGAUUUUCUAUGCAAACAAAGACCUUCAUUGCUCAAUGAAUUCAGAAUUAAUGGCUGUAUAGUACAAUCCUAAUCAAAUCUGUGCAAUUUUCUUCUGAAUAUAUCUG